AUGUGGCCGAUUUUCAGAAAAAUUUGUCGCACUUGGCCCCUAGUCUUAUCAACUAUCCUAAUUAUUUUAAUGGUUCUUGUUUGGUCACAUAAGAAGCUAAAAAGUAGUGAAUAUGCUGACGAUUACGGGUCAUUAAGAUUGACAGAUGAUCAAAGAGAUUAUAUAGACAGAAAAGGGAUCCAUGUAGUAGUUGGACAUUACAUAGGCGACUCGGUCGACCCGAUGAAGACUCCGAACGUGACUAAAGAAAUCGUAAACAAAAAUAUGUUCAACCCGCGAGCUUACGAUGGCAAAAAUGGAGAACCAGUACUUAUAUCUUCAAAAGACUUUCCUGUAAUGCAACAGCUCUUUCAGAUCAACAGGUUCAACCUGAUGGCGAGUGAUCGAAUUCCCUUGAACAGAACGCUGCCGGAUGUCAGGAAGAAAAAAUGUAUUAUUAGAUAUGCUAAUUUGACUGAUUUACCCGAGACCUCUGUUAUUAUUGUCUUCCACAACGAGGCUUGGAGCACGCUCAUGAGAACUGUUUAUAGUGUUAUCAACAGAUCACCCAGAAAAUUGCUCAAAGAAAUUAUUCUUGUCGAUGACAACAGCGAUCGAGAAUUUUUAAAAGAGUCCCUGGAUGAGUAUGUCAAGACUCUGGCAGUUCCAACCCGAGUUUUGAGGUCUGGUACCCGCGUGGGGUUAAUAAACGCGCGGUUAAUUGGAGCCAAGCAAGCUAAAGGUCAAGUUUUAACUUUUCUUGACGCCCACUGCGAAUGUACGGUUGGAUGGCUGGAACCAUUAUUGGAAGCUAUUUCUAAAAAUAGAACACGAAUAGUCGCACCAGUGAUUGAUAUUAUCAACGAUGAUACAUUUGCAUACACGAGGUCAUUUGAAUUACACUGGGGAGCAUUCAAUUGGGAUUUGCACUUCCGUUGGCUGACAUUGAGCGGUCCAUUGAUGAAGCAACGUCGUGAGAAUAUUGUCGAACCGUUCAAGACCCCGGCAAUGGCUGGAGGGCUAUUUUCAAUGGACCGUGAGUACUUUUUCGAGCUUGGAAGCUACGACGACCAGAUGAAGAUCUGGGGAGGAGAAAAUCUCGAGUUGUCAUUCCGAGUUUGGCAAUGUGGAGGAAGCGUCGAGAUCGCGCCUUGCUCCCAUGUCGGACAUCUAUUUAGAAAGUCUUCCCCGUACACCUUCCCCGGGGGGGUAGGAGACAUUCUCUACGCGAAUUUGGCGAGGGUUGCGCUGGUCUGGAUGGACGACUGGGCGGAGUUUUACUUUAAAUUCAACCCCGAAGCAGCGAGGCUCCGUGACAAACAGCAGAUCCGCGAAAGACUUGCGCUGAGAGACAGACUCAAGUGUCGCGGCUUCGACUGGUAUCUGGACAACGUUUGGCCAGACCACUUUUUUCCUAAAGAUGAUAGAUUCUUCGGGAAAAUCGUUCAUCGGCAGACAGGUAACUGCUUGAUGAAACCCCUCACCAAGGGCAUGUAUGCCCAACCUGCUGGGUAUGCGGUUACUGAGCCUUGUGUCAGUCCUCCUGAUCUCAUCCAAAUGUUUGUUAUGACUAAAGAUGGCAUUGUUAUGACUGACGAGAGUGUUUGCUUGGACGCUCCGGAGCGUGAUACUAAACACGAGAAACCCAAGGUCAAAAUAAUGGCCUGCAAUGGACUUGCGAGGCAAAAGUGGAAUUAUAAUCAUAAUACAAAGGCAUUAAUUCAUACCGGCUCUGAAAUGUGUUUAGCCGUGAAUCCAAACCGCGAUGAAGGCCCGGUAAUAGCUGCGUGCAAUGGAAACUUUGAGCAGCAAUGGGAAUUACAAUCCGUGCCUUGGAAAUGA
This is a messenger RNA of Cotesia congregata, 1821 nucleotides long. Lineage: Eukaryota; Metazoa; Arthropoda; Insecta; Hymenoptera; Braconidae. The record is from the annotation of a GenBank genome assembly.